Molecule: messenger RNA, 1229 nt
Organism: Prorocentrum cordatum
Lineage: Eukaryota; Dinophyceae; Prorocentrales; Prorocentraceae
Source: the annotation of a GenBank genome assembly
AGCUCAAGUCACUCUGGCCCAGGCCCCUCUGGCCAGCCUUGGCUCGCGGGCAAGCCGCGGUCGGCCCACUCGCGGUGCCCCACGGGCCGCGGCGUCCGCCAUGCCGACGGGCAAGAUCAAGAACUUCUUCCAGGACAAGGGCUUCGGCUUCAUCACGCCCGACGACGGGGGCGAGGACGUGUUCGUGCACCGCAAGGUCCACGGCGACGGGCAGGACCGCACCGCGUACCUCGAGGCGGGCGACGCCGUGCAGUACGAGGUUGAGUGGGACGAUCGCAGGCCGGCCACACGCAAUCGAGCGGCCCUCCGCCAGUCGGGGCCCCUGGGGCGCGUCCUGCGGGGGGAAGGCAACACCUGGGCACGCAGGCCGCCGCGCGCGCGGAGACGAAGGGCCGCCUGCGACGACGGCGGCUCGCCUCUCCCGCCGGGCCCGGCUCCGCUCAGAGUCGGGCCCCGGACCCCGCUCUCCGCAGCGGAGCUGGCCGUGGCGACGAGAAGCCUCCGGCAGGCCCGGGAAGGGCGCGAGGGCGCUCGGAGGGAGGGCCUCCGAGCUGCUGCGGCAGCCGCCCGCGGCAGCCGGCAGGCCGCGCACACCAGAGGCCCCUCGGUCGGCCCAGGGCCGCUCCUCGCGUGCCGCCGGGCAGGAGCAAGUACAACGCCUCGUCGUGCACCGGCCCCUGGAAGACGGGCGGCGGCGGUGGCGGGCCGCCAUGAAGCUAUAGCCCAGACAUGAGCGCGUCGUGAAAAAUACCCGGACGGGAGGUUUUUUCGGCCAUUCUCGGCCUCGGGGGGCCCUCGCCGGACCUCGGGAGCGUCAGAAGACGACUCCGGAUGAAAAACCGGUCCCGGGGAAAGGGUCGGGACUUCCAGGGACCCCGUCCUGAAAAAAUCAGGACGUCUCGUGUCUGGGAAGGGGUCCGGAGGUCGAUAUGGUUGCUUUGGGGCUUCCGAGGCCUUCCACGGGCCCCAAAGGGCCACCAGCAGAGCCGAGGCAGGAGCCAAGAGCUCUUGUCCGGACGAAGGCUCCCGUGGGCCCAGGGCCCGCUUCCUUCAGAUCCGCUGUCGCGAAACACAUGCAUCAUCACGAAGCCCCACAUUCUUCUGCGGCACUUUUGACCUGGAUCGAAUUGCAUUGGUCCUAGGCCCCACAACCCGGCGAACAUGACCAUUGUUCGAAUAUUGCGACGCAUGGAUCUCAUGGCUCUUUCAUGGCGAGGUGGUGGUUGGGG